Messenger RNA from Aspergillus niger, 342 nucleotides. RefSeq lists its product as uncharacterized. The coding region runs from base 1 to 342 and encodes 113 amino acids. The record is from RefSeq and is a predicted model, not a curated record. Lineage: Eukaryota; Fungi; Ascomycota; Eurotiomycetes; Eurotiales; Aspergillaceae. The transcript has 3 exons.
AUGACGUUCGGGGUGGUUGUCGAUCUUCUUGACAGGGAUUUUACAAGGUCUGGGUUAGUUACCAGUGCCGCUGUUGUUGCCACACCAGGGACGGUAUUUUGGGUUGCCUUCUCUCUGUAUCUUGUUACAUUCUAUGUGUAUCGCUGUUGUGCUGAAUACGAAGUGUUAGGUAUGCAAGACUUAAAUUCAGGAAUCUGCCCAUGUUUAUCAGACAUAAGGCUCGGCAUCGAAUUCCCCAAUCCAAGUAUGUACACCGCAGAUCCUUUAUCGAAACCAUUGAAUUCCCAGGCCUCAAUAGCCUACCCUACCUCAACACCCAUUACUAGCGGGUACGACUACUAA